Messenger RNA from Odontomachus brunneus, 1664 nucleotides. Its product is annotated as nicotinamidase-like. The coding region runs from base 435 to 1442 and encodes 335 amino acids. Gene Ontology annotation, molecular function: calcium ion binding. The record is from RefSeq and is a predicted model, not a curated record. The transcript is spliced from 4 exons. Lineage: Eukaryota; Metazoa; Arthropoda; Insecta; Hymenoptera; Formicidae.
ACACAUGAUUUAAAUGUUGGCUUACCAAAAACUUGGAAUAAUCGGCCCUAAACUUAAUACAACUUUUACAUAAUAUUAUAUCAGUACUUAAUCUAUUACUCGCAGAAGAAACGCGGGAAGAUUGCAUCAGACAGACGAAUCCUUUAUGCAUAUAUAAGACCCCAUACUCUAUGCUGCAUUCGUCAUUGGCUUAUAUCAUUGUUACGUCACUUCACGCAUAUUCACAACCUUCCAGUUCCUAUACCGUGAAGAAAUUUCACGAUUCCCCAUCACUGCAGCGCAACUUCGCGAUCAUCGGGGCGCUCUUUCAGUGUCGACGGCAGUGGUAUGGUUGUACGUUCAUUCUGCGAGCGGUCAAUACGACGCUUGGGUCGAGUUCGAAUCAUAUAUAACAGCAUACGGACGCGGUGCGAAACAGUAACUUGAUAUUGAUCAUGUCGCGAUCGACGAAAAAUCACGACGUCUGGAAUUCUCCGAUGGCGAUUCAGUCAAAAUUCGAUGUUGAUGCGGACGGAUUGUUGAAUUAUGAGGAGUUUCGGGCUUUGUGUGCUGAAUUGUUCGGCAUAGAAGAGGUGAAGAGGCAUGAGUCGAAAGUACAAGAGAUCUUUAAACUGUUCGACAUGGACGCGGACGGUACUUUGGACGAGCGGGAAUUGCACAGAUGUCACGAAUGGAUACGCGCUACUGUAAAUCCUGUGAAUGUUUUGGUAGUGGUCGAUGUGCAGAAUGAUUUUAUCGAUGGCACAUUAGCCUUUCGAAAUUGUGAUUACGGACAGGAAGCUGUGGAAGUAGUGGAGCCCAUUAAUCGUCUUAUAACGGCAGGUCGGUGGGACAAAGUGAUAUAUACUCUCGAUUGGCAUCCGGAGGAUCAUAUCAGUUUCUUCGAGAAUUUAGCGAAGCGUGAACUCCAUCAGGAUAGUAAGGUCACUAAAGAAAUGGCAAAACUUUUCGAUACUGUCGUCUUCUCGCAACCAUAUGUCACACAGACUCUUUGGCCGAAGCACUGCGUUAAGGGCACUUGGGGUGCUGCAUUGUACAAAGACCUCUUAAUCGUGCCUUCUUCUGAGCAGGUUCACAAAGGUCAGAUUUCGGACAUAGAGGAAUUAUCGGCUUUCGGCAAAGUGGUCAAUGGCGAGGAUGGCAAUAGCUCGGAGCUUACAAAGGUUUUGUCGAAAAUAGGUGCCACACACUUAUACGUUUGCGGUCUUGCUUAUGAUAUUUGCGUAAAAGAAACGUGUUUGGGUGGUCUUCAACUGGGUUAUCGGUUAGCCAUUGUUGACGAUUGUUGUCGUGCUGCAAACAGAAAUAACAUAGAUAUUGCUAAGAAAACGAUAUCUGAAAAUGGUGGUCUGGUGGCGUCCAGUGAACACGUUCUGUCCUUAGUGAAUAAAGAUAAACGUAGUCUGGUGAUGGCGUAUCAUGCUGCGAAAUACAUUUUGUAAAGAGAAUCCUAUAGUUUUGCAGGCGUAUUCGAGAUAUUAUCUUUAACUAUAGUUAAGUUAUCGGUUAUAACCGACGCUAAUUGCACUUUUGACAAACCAUAUGAAUUGGAAUAGUUAAAAAUGUAUUUUGGAUAUAAUUUUUGUCUUUUUUUAUAGGAUAUAUUGGUGUUGGGUGUCAUACAUGUAUUUACCAAAAAUACGAAUAAAAUAUUUAAACUCUUA